AUGUCAGCAACGAUAAUUGAUAAUGGACAACCAAAGGCAAAGACUCCACUUAAAAAGGAAGAACUUGAACAAAUAGCUCGUCAAUUAAAGAAAAAAUUAUCUAAAGCUAGUAUAACUGCUAAACAAUCAUUAUCACCAACCAAUAUUAAAACAUCAACAACUAUAGCAUUACCCAAAUCAUCUCCUUUAAAAAGUUAUAUUAUGAAGAAUAAUAGCAAUGAUCAUUCACCAACAAACAAUAUUAGUAACUUAUCUUCAUCUCCAAUUAAUUUGUAUUCACCAAAUGGGAAAUCACCUACUCAUAUAAGGACACCAGCUGCUGCGUUUUUAUCUUGUUCACCAUUGAAAAAUGUUUCUCAUGCUGAUACUAGUGCUGAUGAUAUGCUAGAUAGUCCCACCAAAAGAAGAAAAACUUCACCUCGUAAAAUGGUAUUACAAGAAAUCACUCCCGAAAAAGUGAAAAAAGAAAGUACUCUUAAACCAUCAUUAGAAUUAACUUCUACCCCCACUAAAAAGAAACCUGAAUCACCAUCAAAAGAUAAAACAACUACUCCUACUAUGGCCAAACGAGAAUUAUCCUCACAAUCAUCAACUUCUUCUUCUGCUCAAAAUGCUCUCUUAAAGACUCCAAAACAAAACUCUAAUGGAAAUGGUUAUAAUGAUGCUGAAGGUGCCGAUUUAUUAAUGUAUUUGGCUACUUCUCCAUCUCCUGCUAGACCAUAUCUUUCAAAUACCCCUAGAGUUAUGAAUAAACCACUUCCUUCAAUACUGCAAUCUUCAAUACUGCAAUCCUCACAACCAUCACAAUCACAAUCACAAUCACAAUCACAAACAUCAACAACUAGUGCUAGUGCUAGUGCUAGUGCGAAUGCUAGUUCUAGUGCGGGAUCUGGUUCUGCUGCUAAUGCUUCUUCCUCUUCAUCCUCUUCUUCAUUCCUUGCCCCACCACCACCAGUGACGCCGAAAAGAGUUAUAAAUUCACAUUCUACCAGAACUCCACAAAAUAGAUUAACACCAUUUUUCAAUACUUUAAAUGCUAAUGGGUUACCAUCUCAAGGUUUAGCUUUAACCCCUACAAGUUUUAAUAUGAAUGAUUAUGUGACGUUUUUCACUCCUUCACCAGGUGGUGCAUUUAAUAAGAAUUUAUUAAAGACUCCUGAUUUCCAUAAUUCAUUACUGAAAAAGUGA
Messenger RNA from Candida albicans SC5314, 1188 nucleotides. RefSeq lists its product as uncharacterized. NCBI's taxonomy places the organism in Eukaryota, Fungi, Ascomycota, Pichiomycetes, Serinales, Debaryomycetaceae. The transcript has a single exon. Bases 1 to 1188 code for a protein of 395 amino acids. The record is from RefSeq and is a predicted model, not a curated record.